AUGAAUGAAGAGGAGAAAAUAGGUGGAGUUCCUAUAGUCCCUCAGGACUAUGAGGACAUUGCCUUUUGUAUCAACUCAUGUGAUUUAUUUGAAAUAGGUUUUAAAGGCAGCCCUUUUACAUGGUGGAAUGGUAGGGCUGGGGAUAAUUGUAUGUUUGAAAGAUUGGACAGAAUCUUCUUUAACUCACAGUUUCAACAAUGGUUUGGUCACAUUGAAGUGGAGCAUUUAUCCAGGACUGGAUCUGAUCAUGCCCCACUUCUUAUCACUUUGGGUGAGGAAGUUCAAACUUUCAUAAAUCCAUUCAGGUUUUUGAAAUUUUGGACUGAGCAUAAAGAUUUCCUGGACAUAGUAAGGCUGAAUUGGUCUGAGGAGAGUGUUGGCAAUCCUUUUUUGGUUUUUAAACAGAAGAUCAAGAUAUUAAAAGGGGCUCCAUCUGCUUGGAAAAAUAGAAUAGUCUUUCAGCUUGCUCAGGCUGAAAUGAAGAAGUAUUUACAUUAUAAGGAAGAUUUUUGGAGACAAAAAGCAGGAUACACUUGGUUGUCUGAAGGUGAUAGAAGCACCAGGUUUUUUCACAACUUAGUAAAUGGAAGGAGAAAAAGGUUACAGGUGAAUAGAAUUCAAAUAUCUGAUGGUGAGUGGAUAGAAGAUAAGGAGCAGCUUGCAGCAGAAGCAGUUAAAUUCUUCUAA
Lycium barbarum (goji berry) is the source of this 687-nucleotide messenger RNA. RefSeq lists its product as uncharacterized. The record is from RefSeq and is a predicted model, not a curated record. The coding region runs from base 1 to 687 and encodes 228 amino acids. Lineage: Eukaryota; Viridiplantae; Streptophyta; Magnoliopsida; Solanales; Solanaceae. The transcript is spliced from 2 exons.